Messenger RNA from Strongyloides ratti, 5208 nucleotides. Its product is annotated as Rim. Gene Ontology annotation, cellular component: presynaptic membrane; cytoskeleton of presynaptic active zone. The transcript is spliced from 4 exons. The record is from RefSeq and is a predicted model, not a curated record. Lineage: Eukaryota; Metazoa; Nematoda; Chromadorea; Rhabditida; Strongyloididae. Gene Ontology annotation, molecular function: small GTPase binding; transmembrane transporter binding. The coding region runs from base 1 to 5208 and encodes 1735 amino acids. Gene Ontology annotation, biological process: regulation of synaptic plasticity; regulation of membrane potential; intracellular protein transport.
AUGGCUGAUCCACCUAUGCCUGACCUGUCACAUUUAAGUGCUGAGGAAAGAGCUAUUAUUGAACAAGUUUUUCAAAGACAAAAAGAAGAAGAGGAGAAAGAAGUACAAAUUUCACAAAAAGCCAAUCAAGAGUUAGUUGAAAUAGAAAGACAAAUACAAGAACGUAAAGAAACAGCCCACCGUCUCCUGGGAACACAGGAUGAUGCAAUUUGUCAGAUAUGUCAAAAAACUAAAUUUGCCGAUGGUAUUGGUCAUAAAUGUUUCUAUUGCCAAUUACGAUCCUGUGCCAGGUGUGGUGGUAGAACACAAUCCAAAAAUAAACCUAUUUGGGCAUGUAGUCUUUGCCAGAAAAGGCAAAGUAUAUUAGCUAAGACUGGUAAAUGGUUUCAACCUGAUGAUGUUACUGAUGUUGAAAGGAAACCUAGUGAUAUAAAUAUAGGAUUAGGAGGAAAUACAUCAUUAGUUAAAAAUACUAAUACAACUACUACAUCUAAUAUUAACCAAGGAAAAGGUAAUGGAAAUACAGUUAAAGAUAAUACAAAUGUUGAAAUGGAUAAUAAUCAGGGAAAUGUUAAUGUUAUAUCUAAAGAAAAUAAUGAACAAAAUAUUGAUAGUACAAAUACUAGAAAUCAAUUACCACAUCAAAAAAUAUCUAUACAACGACAACCAACUGUUGAAAUUAUGGGAAAUAAUUUAAGACCAUCAACAAGUAUGAAUCAAGGAAUGCCCCAACAACAAAUUCAUCCAGAACAAAUGAUAGGAAAUCAAUUACAACAUCAACAAUUAAAUACAGGAGGACAUAUACCAAGACAACAUCCACCACAAAAUAAAAUGCAAAUGACAUCUUCCUCUAGUCAGAUUAUGGGACCUCAACAAAAAUAUCAUCCUCAACAAUCAAAUAAUCCUCCUUCUCAACAACAACAAUCUCAAGCAUCAAUUCAACAACAACCACAACAAACAUCUCAAUCUACAGCUACUUCCUUAUUUGGUAAAAUUAUAGGGGGUGUAGCAAGUGGUGUUACGAGUGCCAUCUCAUCAACAGCACAUUCUACAAUUCUUCCAACGACAACUAUUACUAAUAAUACUACAACAAUAAAAGGAACUACUUCACAGAUAUCCUCUUCCCCUUCUCAAAAUUAUCCAUCUACAACUGGUAUACAAUCUAUGGGUGGAGGACAACAAUCUCAAUAUCAACAACCUCCUGGUAUAAAUACUAUUUAUCAAGAUAAAAUAAAUUAUGAUAAUAAAAAUUUAAAUCAACAAUAUAAAUAUAAUAUUUCAAAUAAUGGACGUGGAAAUGAUACAUAUGAAUAUCAUGAUAAUAAUACAAUACAAUAUAAUAAUGAUACAAAUUUAUUAUAUCAAAAUCAGGAAACAAAUAAUUUUAUAGAAUCACAACAACCACCAGUUAUACAAACAUCAGAUUAUCAUAAUCAAAUAUUACAACAAAAUUUAACACGUAAAGGAAGUAAAAAAUCUAGAAAUCUUCAAAGACAAUAUCAAUCAUUAUCAUCAAGUGAUGAGGAACAAUUUGAUAUUAGGACAACAACAAAUGACAAUACAAUUGGAUCCUCAUUACCAGGUAGAUCACCAAGUUAUCGUAAUAAACAUUCCAAAAGUAAUUUUUUAUCUAAAACACCAAAUAAUAUUUUAUCAACAGACAUCUCAACUGAAAAUGACAUUCUUCGUUAUAUUUAUGGUUCUGAUACAGAAACAGCACCAAUAAAUACAAAAAGAAGAAAAUCAUACAAAAUUUUUGGUCAAGGUAUGAAUAGUUUAAGUUUUGAUGAUGAUUCAUUAUAUAAUGAUGGUAAUUCAUUUAAAUCAAAUAAUAUAUUUAGAAGAAGGCGUAGUAAUAGUAUAAGAUCAGAUAAAGGAUCAUUUCCAUUAUCGUCAAAUUUUCUUCAAUCACUCUCAUCACCAUUAGGAUAUGAUAAUAAAAAUGAUUUAGCUGAUAAAAUUAAAAGAUAUCUUAAUAGUCCUGUUACCUGGACACCAACAGCUGACAAAAAAAGACUUAUAGGACAUAUGGUAUUAAAUAAAAAUGAUAUUAUUAAUAAUAAUACAUCACCAUAUCUAACAACAAAACCAUUUUAUGGUGAUUUAGGUUUAAAAGUUAUUGGUGGUCAUAAAACACCAAUUGGAAGAUUAGGAGCAUUUAUAACAAAAAUAAAACCUGGUUCAGUGGCUGAUGUCAUAGGACAUUUAAGACCAGGUGAUGAAGUUCUUGAAUGGAAUGGUAUUUGCCUCCAAAAUAUGAUACAUGAACAGGUCUAUGAUAUUAUUAAUCAAUCAAAGAAUGAUCAAUCAAUUGAAUUGAUAGUUUCAAGAGAUUUAAUUAAUAAUCCAUUUAAUUAUAUAAAUAAUUUUGGUAAUAAUAGUAUUAGUCAACUAGAUAUAAAUAAUUUUGGUGGAAAUAAUUUUUCAGGAGAAAUUAAAAGACCAAUGUCUGCAAGGGGGUUUCUUUAUAAUAAUACAGGUAAAUACUCUCCAGAACCUUAUGGUGGUAGUAGUAAUUUCAUCACUUCACAAGGAAGAAAUAAUAUGUAUAUUCAAGAUGGAGGUAAUUUAAGGCAUUCUCAAUCAUUAUUAUCUUCAUCAAAUUAUCAUUUUAAUAAAACUGGAACUCUUGGUAGUGGAGGACAAUAUCAAAAUUCUUUUUCUCCAUCAGGUUCCGUUAAUGGUAUUUUACCACAACAAUUCAUUCAAACAAAUCCACAAGAUAUUCAAAUGUAUAGUAGUAAUAAUCCUAUGCUAUUAUCACCUUAUCAUCAACACCAUCCACAACAACAAUCACCUACAAAUGUUGGAGUUAAUGAAAUUACUGGAAGAAUAGAAAUAUCAUUAUUAUAUUCAUCAUUAGAUAAACAAUUAAUUGUAACAAUUCAUCGUGCUCUUGACUUGACACCCCGAGUAACAGGUGGAAGUCGUAAUCCAUAUGUUAAAUUAUUUCUCCUUCCGGAUCGUUCAGAGAAGUCACGUCGACAAACAGUUGUCUUGUCUGAUUCAAUGAUACCAGUAUGGAAUGAGACAUUUUAUUAUCAAAAUAUAACUGAAGAUAUGUUAUUUGGAGAUCAAAAACGUGUUCUUGAGGUAACAUUAUGGGAUUAUGAUAAGUAUGAUGCUAAUAUGUUUUUGGGUGAAGUUUUAAUUGAUUUUAAUACUGUACCCCUUAAUAAUGAGAUAUGUUUAUAUAAUUUACUUGAUAUGGAUGAUGAACAUCCAAUAAGAAUGUAUUUAAGGCAUCGUAAAGGUUCAUAUACUAAUCCAUUAUCAACAUCUUCAAAAAUUCAACCACCACGUCCACAUUCUGAAAUGGCAUAUUAUCCAUCUUCGGGUCUUCCACCACCAGGUAAUAGUGGAUCUAUAUAUCAUAAUUAUCAUUAUAAUCAACCAAAUAAUAUAAAUUCAAUAUUUUAUGACUAUCCAACUGGAACAUUAGAUAUGAAUAAAAGAAGUAGAAAUCCUAUAUCAAUAAAUAAUAGAAAUAGUAAUAUAAGUAGAAGUCGAACAUAUGAUAGAUCAGCAUAUAAUAAUAUUAUAGAUAAAAAUAAAAGAAAUUAUUAUCCUAAUAAUAUUGAUGAUUUAAUGAUAAGAGAUCAAGGUGGAGGAGAUUAUCCUAUACCUGAUUAUGAUUAUACACCACCACCAGGUGAUAAAAUUAAUAAUGGUUAUUUAUCUGAUACAGGGGGACAAAUGUAUAGAAAUUCUAGUGGAAGAAGUAUACCAUUAUAUGAUAAUACUGGUAAUGAAAGAACAUAUUCACCAAAAAAUCAAAAUUAUUAUGAUAAUAGAUAUGGUAAAAGACAGGGUGGAUAUAGAAAUUUACCUAAUCCUGAUGAUGUACCAUCAUUACAACAACAACAACAACAAUCUUUAACAUCAAUACAUAACAGUAAUAAUGAUCAACAACAAACAUAUUUUAAUGAAUCAGGUACAUCAUCAUAUCCACCUUAUCAACAACAUGAUGGAAGAGAUCAACAAAAACAAUAUUAUGGUAAUCAAUGUAAUGAUAUAGGAUAUAAUAAUAGAAAUAAAAAUGAUUUUAUUUAUGAUACAAGAACACCACAAGGAAGAUUAAGAUAUGAAGCAACAAUGAUGCAAGAAGGUGGUGGUUAUGGUAGUGAUAAUUCAGAAUCAUUAUCAAUUAAUUCAAUACAAUCAUUACAAAAUAAUACCACAACAACAGUUAUAAGAAGAAGUAAUCAAGGUAUUGAGGAAUAUGAUGGUGGUAGUGGUAUUACUGUUAUAAGACAUGAACCAAUUGAAGAGGCUGAUUAUGGUAUGAUGGGUAAAGAUGAAGGUAAUAUUAGAAGAAGAGAUAAUACAACUAAUAAUAAAAAUCAAUCAACAGGUAAUGGUGUCCUCCCAUCUGGUGGGAGUGGACAAAUAUCAUCAGGGACAACCUCAGGACAAGGUAAAAUUGAUCAAAAUUUAAAAGAUAGAAAAAAAAGUAUUAUGACAAGAUUAAUACCAGGAAGAUCACAACCAUCUGAUUGUCCUAAAAGAACAGGUUUUGCUAGAUCAGAAGAAGUUGGUGUACCAGAUAAUUUAACAGUUAAUGGUUCUGGUGAUAGAUUACAGGCACCUUUUUUAAAACAAGCAUCAAAAGAUAGUACUGAUAGUUCACAUUCUGAAAAUAUUAUGCCACUCCUUCCUGAUGGACCAUUAGGACAUUUUAUUGAAAAUCUUGGUCCAGGACAAGUUGUUGGAAGGCAAGUAUUAGCUUCACCAGUAUUAGGUGAAAUAAAUAUAGCUAUAUCAUUAGUUGUUAAUCGAUCAGGAACUGGUCAUGCAAUAGAUAUUGAAAUAAUAAGAGCAAAAAAUUUAGUUACAAAACCAGGUAGUAAAACACCCCCAUCACCAUAUGUUAAAGUUUACCUAUUAGAAGGUAAAAAUUGUAUAGCUAAAGCUAAAACAUCUUUAAGUAACAGGAAAACAGUAAAUCCCUUAUUUCAACAACAUUUAAUAUUUAAUGAAAAUUAUAAAAAGAAAAUGAUACAAGUUAGUGUAUUAGGUGAUUAUGGAAGAAUGGAAAGAAAAAGUUUUAUGGGAAUAGCAUUAAUAAGACUUGAUGAUCUUAAUUUAGAAAAUAAUUUUAGGGCAACUGGACAACCUGUUGUUGGAUGGUAUAAACUUUUUCAUAAUAAUAGUCUUGCUGGGACGGGACCCAUUAGAAAAGAUAGUGAAAAUAGUUUGAUGGGAUAA